UGCACCGGAAAUACUUGUGUGCACAUCAGCCAACGACGGCAAACGAAGGAGGAACUUGACUUGUUUUCGCCUGUUGGUGUUGUUGUUUUCCUUACUUUUGUCGUCGUUUAAGUGUAUUACAGCAACCAUUCCUGUUCCUUCCAGUCGGACAGUAACCGUAUUUCACCUGCUAUUUCACCAAACGCACGAAGUAAAGCGUUAGCUACUUCGGAUGUUUGGCUAGCAAGCUAACGUUAUAGCAAAGUAACGUCGCCUGUGGGUUAAAGUGCUGGUCUGCCUCUGGACUGUUUCCGGGUUAAUUGUGUAACUGAGGAUAAAACACAUGCCCUACCGUAUUCAUUGACACCCCAUGUGAGCUAUUUUUGUCCCGGCUGAGUGCUCGGGUACCUGCCUUCAUGUCGACAGCGGUGCUCAUUGCCGCUGUGGUCGGCGGAGGGGUGUUGUUGAUCAUGCGGCGUCUAUUCCCCCGGCAGAAAGCCGCGCAGCUGCUUCGCUAUCCAGCCGACAUGAUGCGGGGGAAGACUGUCAUCGUGACCGGGGCCAACAGCGGGAUUGGAAAGGCCGUCGCCGAGGAGCUGCUCAAACUCCAGGCCCGGGUCAUCAUGGCCUGUCGGGACCAGCGGAGUGCCGAGGAAGCGGCCCAGGAAAUGAAGAAGCAAACCGGACAGGGACAGGGUGCAGUGGUUGUCAAACACCUGGACCUGGCCUCGCUUCGAUCAGUCCGCAAAUUUUGUGCAGAAAUUGUUGAGGAGGAAUCCAAGAUUGACGUGCUCAUCAACAAUGCUGGCGUCUACCAGUGUCCCUACACAAAGACAGAGGAUGGGUUUGAGAUGCAGCUAGGUGUGAAUCAUCUGGGCCACUUCCUCCUCACCCACCUCCUGUUGGACCUUCUGAAGACCUCUGCUCCUAGCCGCGUUGUGGUGGUUUCCUCCAAACUGUACAAGUAUGGUCACAUCAACUUUGACGACCUGAAUAGUGAAAAUAACUACAAUAAGGCCUUCUGUUACAGUCAGAGCAAGUUGGCCAACCUGCUGUUUACCCUUGAACUGGCUCGUCGAUUGGAGGGCACAGGGGUGACAGUCAACGCCCUCACCCCAGGCAUCGUGAGGACAAGGCUGGGCAGGCAUGUUCACAUACCCCUCCUGGCCAAGCCCCUGUUCUACCUCGCCUCACUGGCCUUUUUCAAGAGCCCGUUGGAAGGGGCCCAGACUCCCCUGUACCUGUCCUGCUCCCCAGAGGUUGACGGCGUGUCGGGGAAGUGCUUUGCUAACUGUGAAGAGGAGGAGCUGAUGGCCAAAGCUACAGAUGACCAGGCAGCCAAGAGACUGUGGGACAUAAGUGAGAAAAUGGUUGGGCUGACUCAUUGAGCAGAGGGCAAAUAUGAUGUGGAUGGUUUUUGGGGAUCCAACAUGUAUAUGAAUAAGACACAAAACCAACUCCGCAAUCACUGAAAAUACUGGCAAAAAGACCAUAAUACUCAAAGGGAUCUCGUUUUCAUGGACAUGGAUUAAUUAAUAGUCGUGACAAAUAAUGUUAGUGAAAUCCAUUAAGGUGUUACUGGAGAUGAUGUUUUUCUGGGUUUCAUUACUGGGUGUGUAAAUCAUGUGACAGCGAGCAUGCUGUGAGUGUGCAAUGUGAGCUAAUCAGAGGAUAAAUAGUGCUUUUAAUGAUGUGCUCCUUUCAGUGAUGGUUCACCACAAGCAUCCACAUUAAUUUGUGAGCACUGGGCAUUUAAGUGGAGGUAAGCAAGAGAAAUAUGCCAAUUUUAAAUGCAAAAUGUAAAAAUGCAAAUGCAAAAUUUUCAGAUCACCAGUAAAACAAAUUUAAAUGCCUAUUUUGUGUUUUUUUUUUUUUUUUUUUCCAGCCUGUCAUGACAUUAACUGUGUGUUAUUGCAUAUCUGCAAGGUAUGCAAGAAUUGGGAAAAUAUGAAUGCAAACAGACAUGAAGAUAGAUUUUCAACCAUACUAGCUGGUUUGCUUUACUCAAAGAGUGCUCAGCUGGGCUGUGUGUAUGAAUAGGAAACCUAGAUAGGGCUGUGCUUUCUUUGCCCGUAACCUGACCAAGAUACAUAUCAAGAUCAAAGGGAGCAAAGAUAUCUCCCCAUAGAAUUCAUCAAAGGGAGGCUGAGUUGUCACAUUUGCUUUCAUUGAGCGGUCACAUUAUUGCUUGUGUUGUGAAAGCCCUCAGAGUGGUUUGAAAAGCAUAUCUAUCUAGUUCAGCAGUUAUAUUUGAUGCUAAAUUUGUGCAUACUUAAGCAUGUAUUUUGCAGUGUAAAAAGGAAGGGAGGGGGUGGCUGGUAAUCCAGUUCCCUCUCUUGAUGUGUUUGAAGUGUAAAUGCCUUCUGCUGUGUCUGAGGAGGCAGGAACAAUAAAGUUGACAAUGCGGA
Myripristis murdjan (pinecone soldierfish) is the source of this 2387-nucleotide messenger RNA. RefSeq names its product retinol dehydrogenase 14b (gene rdh14b). The record is from RefSeq and is a predicted model, not a curated record. The transcript has 2 exons. NCBI's taxonomy places the organism in Eukaryota, Metazoa, Chordata, Actinopteri, Holocentriformes, Holocentridae. The coding region runs from base 396 to 1367 and encodes 323 amino acids.